UGCUACUGGACGAAUGUACACAUGGAGAAAACUAGCAAAGAAAAAAUAGUGAAAACUUAAGUAAGAGAGAUAUGUAAUUUUCUCCAAACAUAGGGGAUCUAAUAUUUAUUUAUAGAUAUCUAAUCUAUAACAUAUUUAUUUAAACAUUAUUUUAUUAUUAUUAUAAAUUAUAGUUAUAGUUAAAGCCGGCCUGAAACUGAAAUCAGAACUGAGAAAUAGAUUAAUAGAAGAUUUAAUAAUAAAUAUGGUCAUGGUAUAAUAUGAUUAUUAUGAUUCAUGAUAUAAAUAUCUGAGUUUAGCUAAGGCCAACUUAGGUGAGAGAAAGAACAAUUAAAAGUGAAAAUAACUUAAAAGGACGUUUCCGUUAAAUGCCUUCACUUUCUUCAGCAGACAAAAAAAAAAACAAGUAUGUGCCAUGAGGGCCAUGUGCAAUCAUAAUGACAAUGAGCCAUCCAUCCCUGUGGCGCUACAGCUUCCUUCCACUCAGACCUAACUAAUGCCUUUCUUUUCCAUGCUUGGACUUUCAGCUGCUGUAGAUCUUUUUCUACAUUUACAUCAUCUAUCCACCUAAGCCUAGGUCUGCCUUUGAGCCUUUUUCCUCUGGGGUGUUGGUGUUGUACCCUCUUCGUUCCUCUGUCAUUUUGGCAUUAUCUCUAGGUGUCCUGCCCAGCGUAGCCUGCCUCUUUUUAUUUCUGCCACUAUCGUGGGAUCCUGAUAUAGACUGUAUAAUUCCUGGUUGGUUCGUAUUCUCCAUCCAUAUUCAUCCUUUGUUGGCCCAUAUAUUUUCCUGAGAAUUUUCCUCUCCCAUGUGUUUAAUAGGUUUUCUGCUGUUUUUGUUAGGGUCCAAGUUUCACUUGCAUAUGUUGCAACUGGUCUGAUCACAGUUUUAUAAAUAGUUUUCUUUGUUUCUCUUGUAAUGUUUUUACUUUUGAGUAUUUUCUGACUACUGAAGUAUGCCCUGCUCCGGCUGAUAUUCUUUCUUUUAUUUCUGUUAGUAAUUCGUUUCUUUCAUUUAACAUUACAAGGAUCCUAGGUAUUUAAAUUGAUUUACUUUUUCAAAAGUGUGGUUUCUAAUUUUAAUUGUUUCAUCUGUUUGUUCCUCUCUUAUCAUGGUCAUGUAUUUUGUUUUUUGGUUGUUAACUUCCAGCCCUGCUUGUAGAGAUGCGUCGUCUAAUUCAAUAAAGGAUUUUGAUAUGUCUUUUAUACUUUUCCCUAGAAGUGCUAUGUCAUCAGCAUAUGCAAGAUACUGAAGUGUUUGGUUGUAGAGUGUGCCCGUUGGUUGUGGGUCUUGAGUUUCCCUCAGAAGCCAUGUGCAAUUGGUAAAGGAUAAUUAUGGUUUUAAGAAAUCUGCAAUUUUGUUGCUAGCAAAUUUUAUUUUAGAAUUAGGCCUGAGCUUUUGAAGAGAUUUUAAAACUCUGCAAUAAAAAAAAAAUUAUAAAACAAUAAUUUUAAUUAUAAUCUUUUAACCUUUCUUUUUUCUCAAAUAGAUAGCCAAAGAAAACAUGGAUUCAUUCCACUGGAUAUUGAACAAUGUGGAUUUUCGUUUCUACAGCAAAUCAGAAAUUCUACAGUUGAGCGUGAAGGAAAUAUUCAAUCCACAAACUUUUGAUGUACUGCAGAAUCCUGUUAUAGGAGGAUUACAUGAUAUAGCAUUAGGUAAAAAAAAAAAAAAAAAUUAGAGAAGGCUUCUGAAGGCUUGGAGGUGCCCAAAAUUAAUUUCUAAUUAUGUAUAUUCCCAAAGAAAUUCUACAGUUGAGCGUGAAAGAAAUAUUCAAUCCACAAACUUUUGAUGUACUGCAGAAUCCUGUUAUAGGAGGAUUACAUGAUAUAGCAUUAGGUAAAAAAAAAAAAAAAUUAGAGAAGGCUUCUGAAGGCUUGGAGGUGCCCAAAAUUAAUUUCUAAUUAUGUAUAUUCCCAAAUUAAAAGUAAUAAAUUACAAAGCUUAUAAUUUCGAUAACUUGUUAGCAAUUAAAUUAUUUGUUAUUAAUAACUAUUCAGUUGUACUGCAGAAUUUUAAAUUUGUUUUUUGUUUUAGAUAAUGACUUGGCUGUACAUGCUAUUAACCAUUAAGGGUUUCUCAUUUUGGAUUUAACUUAUUUUAAUAUCCUUAUCUUUGAGGUCCGUGCCGCAGAGAUGAACGCUGCGAAAGUUGUGGUCAGAGUGAAAAAAACUGCCCAGGUCAUUUUGGCCACAUCAAACUCCCAGUCCUACUAUUUAACCCGAUUUUAUUUAAGGUUCUUCUUAAGGUAAAUACCCUCUAACCAAAUUAUUACGAGAUUAGUACAUUAUGAAUAUGUUAUAAAAGAAUGAAUGCAAUGUCAAAAAAAAACAUACAUAAAUUUAAAAUCUUCAAUGGUAAUCAGUGGAUCCAAUGAACAAACCCAAGAAGGAUGACUUAGCUUUCAGCUUUUAUUGCCAUCUGUGCAUAUUGGUAGAAAUAAUUUUUUUCUUUCAUCGUGUUAUUUGUUUUAAUGAGUGACUUUUCAAAACACUAAUCAGCUGACAUUUUGCUCCUCUGGUGAAUGUGAUUUUAGCUCCUGCCAUUGGUUCUAUUGUGUAUAGUUAACUAAGUAUUUUAACUUGAAUUAGUCUGAAGUAGUGUCAGCAUUUAAGGCAACAACUUUCCCUAAAACAAUAUAAUUUCAACCAUCAAUCUCCAGCUCAUUGCACUCACCUCUCUACGGAAAAUAAUUAAGUAGUCAUAUUUUAUUUAUUUCAGUUACUCAAAGGCAGCUGCAUGUGCUGUCACAGAAUCAAAUUGCCUCUUAUUCAUAUUAAGCUCUAUACGUAUCAACUGGAGUUGCUGGAGAGAGGCUUACUUGUGGAAGCUCAAGAUUUAGAGGAGAAAUUCUUGAACUGUGAAAAAUCGGAAAAUGUUGCUUUUCAGGAAAUGCAAGACUAUGUCAGAGAUGUCCUCCAUGGUAAUUUUGAUUGAUACUUUGAUUGGAAGUUUAAAUAUGCUUCAAAGCCUAGCAAUGCCAGCUCUUGAUCUUAGAGAUCUGCAAUUAAUUUGAAGACAGAGUCAUUGCAGUUUGUUAAUAUAACUUUGUCUCCUUUUAAAAUAUUCACAACCAUUGAAAUUGGAUCAUGAAAUGACUUUUUGAAAUUGUAAAGAAAUACUUUUAAAAAAAAAUCUUAAAAGAAAUACCGUAUUUAUUGGCGUAUAACACGCACCUUCACGCCGUUGUGCGGUAUGUACUAUGGCUCCUUAACAUUAUAUUGGCGUAUAACACGCACACAUCAUUUGCCCCAUAUUUUCAGGGAGAAAAAGUGUGUGUUAUACGCCAAUAAAUACAGUAUAUACUUUUGACUAAUUUAUUCUUCAGUUUUGUUUUUUUCUUCAUGUAAAUACAAAAAAAAUUAAAUGACCAUCAGUGCAGGAUUUCAAUAAAACAUGCUUUUGGUGAACAUGCACGUUCAUAUUUUAUAGAUUAGGAGUAACCCAAAAGCCUUUAAUCUUGCUGUAAAAUAACAGACCAGAUUUGCUGCUAUAAGUUCCUUUCACUUAAAUGAAAUUUUUAAAAAAAAAGUACAAAACUCAAUUAAUUUUUUUUUUUUGAACCUGUAUUUUCUAGGUCAUAAGACAACUGGCCAUGUAUUAUCAAAGAAUGUCAUCACUUUACAUCAGAUUGCCGUCCGUACUAUCUUGAAUGCAUUUACCUCCUCAAAGUCUGUGUGUCUGCACUGUCAAACCAGGAAUCGUACUUUAAAAGCCGAGUACAAUCGUACCAUUGUUGGAACUAUGAUUGAAGAGAGAUCAAAAAAUAAAACUGAGUAAGACUUCUCAAUGACUUUUUAGCUUUAGUAAUACUGGCACUCCAAGUUACACUCUGGAGCAGAGGCUGAUUGAUAUAGUUAUACAGUCUGUAUCGCAUCCUUCCGUCUUCGUGAGACGAUGGAGUAGCUAUAUAGUUCUACACUUUGACGAGUGGCUCACUAGGCCAAUCCUAGAAUGGCACUCACGGUCGCAUCUCUCGCAGGAGAAUAUUGAAUCCCGCUAAAUUCUUGAUUUCCGAAUUGUUCUUUUUGAUUCAAGGGCCUCGUUUCGAGUAUCUUCUGCCUUGUUUACUCCUUCAAACACAGCUGUUCGCCAGUUGCAGCGAUGUUCGGCAAUGAACUCCUAUUUGUUUGUUUCAAUAUUGGCUUCCCUCAUGCUUCGUUUGCAAACGUCAAUAAAUCUCAGGCGCGGUCGUCCAAUAUGUCUUGUCCCUUCUGCAAACUCUCCAUGCAGCAGAAUCUUUGGGACACGUCCUUCCUUCAUUCUCCGUACAUGACCUAAACAGCGAAGGCGCCUCUUAUUUGAAAGGAGAAUAUGCUAAACGUGUACGUUCCAAAACCUCCACGUUAGGCACCCUGUCCUGCCAACGAAUGCGCAAAAUGCGACGUAGACAUCUUUGAUAGAAGGUGUUGAGUUUCCGCUCGUGGCUGGUAUAUGUGGUCCACACUUCCCUGCCAUAUAGGAGCGUGCUAAGCACUUAUUUUUGUUUUAUCAGUUAGAUUGAGAUUAUUCCACACCCGCUUAAUCAGUUUAGCCAUAGUUGCUGCUGGUUUUGCAAUCCUGAUAUUUAUCUCUUCAUCAACGGAGAGAGAACUAGAAAUAUUGGAUCCCAGGUAUGUGAAAUGAUCAACAACCGAAAGAUUAUGACCCUCAAUAGAUAUGAUUGGAGGAGACGGUGCUUCUUGCAUCAUUACAUGAGUUUUCUGUAGACUAAUCGAAAGUCCAAACUCUUUACAAGCGUGUGAUAGACGAUUAACCAGCCCCUGCAGACCUUCUUCUGUGUGAGAUGUUAAGGCGGCAUCGUAGACGAACAGCAGUUCACGAAUCAGCACCUUUUUUACUUUGGUCUUUGCACGAAGGCGGGCGAUAUUGAACAGUCUUCCAUCAGAUUUUGUAUGGACAUACACUCCAUUUUCACAGUCACUGAAUGCAAAUUGAAGGAGCAUUGAAAAGAAAAUUGAAAAGAGCGUUGGUGCCAGUACACAACCCUGUUUUACUCCGCUGCUAACUGGGAAUGACUCAGAGACAGUGCCAUUGAAAGCAACUGUGCUGUUCAUGUUUUUGUGAAAUGACUGUAUUAUUGUGAGCAGUCGUGGGGGACACCUAUUCUUUGCAGGAUACUGAAAAGGCCUCUUCGACUUACCAAGUCAAAUUCCUUGGUCAGGUCUAUGAAGGCAAUAUAAAGAAGCAUAUGCUGUUCGCGACAUUUCUCCUGCAUUUGGCAUAGCGAAAAUAUCAUGUCUAUUGUUGAGUGCCCACUCCUGAAGCCACACUGGGACUCUGAGUAGAUGCGGUUCGCAAGACUCUGCAAUCGUUUAAGGGCAACACGGGCAAAAGUCUUUCCAACUAAGCUAAGGAGAGAAAUACCUCGGUAGUUAUUGCAAUCACUACGUCCCCUUUAUUUUUAUACAAUUUACAAUGUUGGCGUCUCUCAUGUCCUGGGGAAUGUGACCUGUUUCCCAACACAAACAGAGGAGCUCAUGUAAGGGCUGAAGUAGGAUAGGUUUUCCAUUUUUGAGGAUUUCCGCUGGGAUGCCGUCGAUCCCUGGAGCCUUUCCAUUCUCAAGGUAAUCGAUGGCCUUUUCGAGCUCCUGUAAAGUUGACUCUUCAUCCAGUUCAUUCAUUACUGACAAGGCAGGAAUAUUAUGCAGAGCGGUCUCAGUGAAUACAUUCAUUGUAGAGUAUAGCUCAAGAUAGUGCUCUACCCAACGCCGGAGUUGAUCAUUUGGAUUCUUGAUAAUUUGAUCUGUUUUGCACUUGAGUGGUGCUAUUUUUGACGUGUGUGGACCAAAUUCCCUCUUGAUGCCCUCGUACAUGCUCCUUGCAUCUCCGUUGACUGAAACCGAUUGUAUGAAGUUGCAAAAGUCUAGCCAGUAAGUGUUGGCACAGUGGCGGGCAGUCUGCUGUGAUAAUUUUUUUGGGGUUCGUAGAGCCUGCAGUGUACUAGCACAAGGUGCAUCCCUAUAGGCAAGUAGGGCUCUUCUCUUCCUCUCGAUUACGGGUUCCAUCACAUUCCAAUGUGCCUCGUACUAGUCAUUUUUAUGCUCCUUUUUACCAUAGGCGGACAUGGCUGAAUCGUACACAGCAUCUCCUAAAUGACUCCACUUAGAGUCAAUAGUUCCAUCGUGUGAUCCUUUAGCAAGGGUGUCCUGCAACACUUUUAUGAAUUGCUGCGUUUUUUCUGGGUUGUUUGAGCAGAGGAUGUUUAUUCGUGGACGACACGACUUUUUAGCAUUAUGCAAUUUUUUGGGCAUUAGUCGUAUCUUGCUUGCCACUAGAGAAUGGUCCGUGUCACAGUCGGCACUAUGGUAGCUGCGUGUGUGAAGUACACUAGCUAGUUCCAAGCGCCUAGUAAUGACGAGGUCUAGCUGGUGCCAGUGGCGGGAAGUGGGUGUCGCCAUGACACCUUUUGGAUUUGUUUACAUUUGAAGAAGGUAUUUGUAACACAGAGACCAUGGGAGCAGCACAGCUCCAGCAAACGUCCGUUUUCAUUAAUCAGCUCCUACCCUAGCAUUAAAGUCUCCCAGAAUGUACAAUGUUUUGGGAACACUUGAUAAUUCUUGGUCCAGGGUCUCAUAGAAAAAAUCUUUCUCUUCUGGAGUCGAAUGAAGAGUUGGAGCAUACACACUGAAUACAUUGACCUUGCCAGCAGAUGAUGACAUCCGCAGUCGCAGAAUCCUCUCCGAUCCCAAUGAAGGAGGUUCAAUACAGGCCAAUAAUCUGUUUUUUACGGCAAAUCCAACACCAUGCCGUCUAGGUUCAUCUGCGGGUUUCCCAUGCCAGUAGAAUGUGUAGCUGGCUUCCUUGAUGGUACCACUAUCCGAUAGUCGGGUCUCUUGAAGGCCUGCAAUAUCAAUGUUCAGUCUGGCGAGUUCUUUAUCAAUGAUGGCAGUCUUCCUUGCGUAUUCAAUUUGAUCAAGGUCCGUUUCAAAUCCAGGACACAUGGUUCUCACAUUCCAUGCCGCGAAGCGAAGUGGUUGAGUCUUCCUCCUAUUGACUUUCUUUGCCUUGCGAAACAAACUUGCUCUACGUUAAGUGACGUCGCUAAUAUAGCUACUUAGCCUGGGCGGUGAUUUAUGGAGACCAGCUGUUGCCCAAUGCAGCAGAUCCCCACUCUCCACGCAACCAGUGGACCCAAGGGAAUGACAAUUGUCAAUACAGUUAUACAGUAAACACUUAAAUAACAGUAAAUAUUUGUGCAGCCUAUCAAGAGUGAAUACUCAAAUUUUUCUACAGUCUUACAAUGAAAAUAUGGUGUCUGCACAUAUUUAUGAUUUCUUGAAAGAAAUCUUGGUAAAUAUAUUUGAUCAUGCUCUUUAAAAAGAAAAAUAUUUAAUUUCAAGAAAGUGUCAGUAAGUAGUUCGGUAAUUUAAGUUUACUAGUCUGUGGCCUUAUACAUUUUGAUACUCAUAUUUCUUUUAAUGACACCAUUUUAGCCAGAGAAAGUUUAUGUAAGGAUUUCGCCUUGUCUUCAAUGUGAUGUGUCAGUUUCAAAUUGAGAAAAGAAAUGCCACCAUUGAUUUGUAUUGCUAUUAUUUUAAUUAGGCUUUACAAAGACCAUAAUGUUUCAUUGUGUCAGAAUGGUGUAUUUUAAACGCCACUCCAAGCUGGAUGCUGUUUUUGGACUGUUGUGGUUAGGAUUUUUUCAUUCAGGGUUUAUCACCUCCCCAAGAAUAGCUGCUUAGCUGGGCUGAUGAGUCUAUUGUAGAUGGGGACAACACUCUUGUUUGUGAGACUGGUGGCCACUGUGUCGGUCGGGAUAACAUGACACACUCUAUUCUAAAUAUUAGGAAUUUUUCAAAUUUAUUAGCAUUUUUCUGUCAUCUUGUCUGUGUUUUGGCAGUAGCUAAAGAUUGAAUACAAGCUGAAAAUUGUUCCUUUUUUUCCUCUCACGUUUGAAAAGCAAAACCAAGGUGAAAAAAGACCAAGAGGAAAAUGAGGUUGAUGCCAACGGGGAUGAUGCUGUUGAAAUGGAUGACAGGCAAACAAGCCAAGCUGCAGAUGAAAAUUCAGAACAGGACAAACUGGAUUCCGGGUUGGACCCAGUGCCAGUCGAGGCUCAACUUCAGACAGAACUGGAUCACUUCAUUAAAUCUAAACACAAGAGGUGCAUAUUGUCUCCAAAUGUGGCCAGAGAGCAUGUCAGACUGGUAAGAAGUAUUAUAAGUACUGGAGGUAAUUGUGCUCACACCUGGAAGUUUUACCUGCUAAAGACUCAAAAAUUAAUUUAUAUCAUUAAACCAACUUGCAUUAAAAUGAGCAAUAAUGUACAGUUGACCUUGUAAAGUAAGAAAAAAAUACUUUUAGAAUUGUCAAUUACAGGUUAAUCAGGACCUAGUUCAGAUAUAUGUCACUUUAGUAUUAAGUUAUCCUCUAUUGAGAAGCAUGCCAUUUUUAUUACUGUUUGUUUAUCAAAUAAUGAUUUUCUGAUUUAUUUCAAUUUCAGGUCUGGGAACAUGGCAAGGAGUUUUUACAAAAAUUGUUUCCUUUUCUGGCCAAAGUGAAUGGUGCAGAAGUGCCAACUGAUGUUUUUUUCCUUGAUGUCAUUCCAGUACCACCAUCCAGAUUCAGGCCUGUGUGUCUCAACAUCUUAUUUUCCUGCAUGAUUAAUAAUAAACUGUUAAUUUACUGUCAUUUUUUUCAAAAUCAGAAAGGAAUUUAAGGCUUAUGGAUUUUCUUAUUGAUCAGCUUGUUCAGCAAUUGAGUCAAAUAAAAAAAAGACUGGUUAAUGGAUCAGCCAGCAAUUGGGAAGAGUAGUUAUUUUCUUUUUGUAUUAAAAAGAAAAUUCCUAACUGAUUUUUAAAAAAAUUCAAUUAAAACUUAAUGUAUAUUUUUUACUAAUAGUUUUCAAAGAAUAUGUGAGUUAUUGAAUCAUCCUAUUACAAAAUUGUGUCAGCGUGAUAAUAAAAAUCAAACCAUUAUUUUUAAGAACAAUAAAAACUUGCUUUUAUAUGUGCACAUUAAAAGAAAAAUCAUUAAAAAUAUCUUGGUAAAAUAGAAAUAAGUUAUAACAAAUUUAAAUCAACUAAUGACUAUGUUAAUUAAAUGCAAUGAAAAUUAAUAAACUGAUGCAAAGAGAACAUCAGUUUGUUAUUUUUACAAUGUUAUGAAUAUAAUUAAAAAAAACAAUUUCAACUAUAUUUGCAUUCACUAUUUGUGAUAUCAACAUUUCGCCCUUUUCUUCUCAGCUGAGCAUAAUGAAAGAACGAAAGUAUGAACACCCCCAGACUGCCAACUUGUCCAAUGUUCUAAGGGAGUGUGUUACAUUGAAGGAUCUGUUACAAACUUACAGCAAGAGGAUAGAGAAUGUUCUUGAUGGCAAUGUUCAGGUGAUCAUUUUUAAAAAAAAUGAGUAGCUGCUUAGAACUCUACUGAUCCCUAAAUAACCCUACAACAACAGGAUGCUAAAAAAAUAUGGCUGUUUAAGAAACACAUAUAUAUUACCAUUUGAUAAAUAGGAUGACAUGUUACUUGCAUUGUUAAAGUCUGCAGACGUGAAAAUUUGUGUGGUUUGUAGCCACUUAAUCUAGACUAUAGCUGUUGACGAAUAAAAAUUAUCUUUUCAUUUGUUUGAUAAAUAAACAUCCCCAUAAAAAUAUGGCCACUGAAAAUACCAGUGCAUUUAAUUUAAAAAAAAGAAAGAUUAAAUUUAUGUGGUAAAUAAAUUCAUUGCAAACCACGCAGAAAGUUUAGAUUAAGUCCAUUUUGUAGACAUUAAAUAACUAAAUAAUAUAGUUCAUUUGUUUAUCUUAACAUUUAUCUAUGCUCGAUUAAAAUAUCUUUGGAAAAAAAAAAAAUACAAGUUAACUAAUCUCUACACCAAUUUCUUUUGUAAAAGCUUUCUUUGCUUCUGUAUGUAACUCAGUGUUUUAAAUCUCUGAAUCUUUAGGGGUUGACAGUUCAAGAUACCAAUGAGAACAUGACAGUUCAUGUACAGAAGAUAAUGGCUUCUUGGUUGCGACUUCAGUCCAGGGUUAACAUUGUACUGGAUAAUGAACUGGACAAGCUGACACAGGACUCCUGUAUUGGUGUCAGGCAGGUCAGUCGGGUUUUAUCUUUGUGGUCUUAUUUUACAUAAUAAUUUUUUAUUUUUUAGCUAUUUGAAACUAAUAUAAAGAAACUAAAUUGCUAAGCAGGAUAUGGUCAAUGAUUUCAUUGAUACUCACAAGUGUGCUCCUUAUCUCGGUCACUUACAUUGAAAAUGUUUCCCUAAAUAAGCUAAUGCUCUGAACUCAUUUUGUUAUUAAAAAAAAUUAUUUGUUUCCUUAGUUGAAAAAAUAGGUAUCAUUUUUAAUUUACUUAGCAAAAAAAUUGAGCUUGAGAUGAGCAAUAACUUUUUCUUAGACGUGUCAACUUUAAAAUACAGUAAUUUAAAACAGAAAAAAUUUAUAUAUUAGUUUAAACCAUUCAGCUUUGUAAAAAUCUCCUUUUAUUCUUUAAAUACAAUGAAGUGUUAGCAUGUACAUGAAAAAGAAACAUCUGAACUAUUCUCUACCAGCUUCUUGAAAAGAAAGAAGGCCUUUUAAGGAUGCACAUGAUGGGAAAGCGAGUCAACUAUGCAGCUCGUUCGGUAAUCUCUCCUGAUCCGUACAUAGCCACCAACGAAAUAGGAGUGCCCAUGGUGUUUGCUUCUAAGCUUACCUUUCCUCAACGAGUCACCCCCUGGAAUGUCCACCAGCUGCGACAGAUGGUCAUCAAUGGACCUUUAAUCUAUCCCGGGUCAGCAAGAGCUUUAGGAACUUAAUUUACUGCAAAGGGACAUUUUAAUGAUGAUCAUAGAAAAUAUUCCCAGUUUUAAACAGUAAAAUAUUUUCCUGGAACCAUGGAAAACAUAACAAAAUAAUAAGAUAAGACAUAAUUUUCUUACAUUAGGUGGUGAAUACAGUCACUGUCCAAGUGUUGUUUUUCUCUCCCCCAUUGACUGUUAUAAUUAAAUUUUGUAUAUAUCGUCAAGAUUACCAUAAUAUUGAAUCAUUUAGUUGUAAGCUUAGGUGUCAAUCAUCGUGUUGUUAACUGGAAGCUUAAACACAUACAUGGCAAAUAUAAAAAAAUACUUCAGUGAAAAAUGAACAUUAAAUAAAUAAAAAAAGAAGGGUUUAAGUGAUUUAUUACCACCUGAAAAUAACAUAGAAAUGUUUAAGGUGUAGCUUUGAAAUAAAAUUUUAUCUGUGUCACAACUGCCAACUUAUUGUAUAAAAAAAAUAAAUAAAUAGUCUUUUUUGUGUGCUCCUAGUGCUGUGAGUGUUAUCAAUGAAGAUGGUACUGUGACCAAACUGAAUCCAGCAAAUGCCAGUCAGAGAGAGGCCAUAGCCAAGCAGCUUCUUGUGCCAGACCAAAAAGUUGCUGGGUCAAAAACGGUUAGCUUAUCAUUCUCAUUCUUCUUUUUUAAAGCGGCUACCUGUCAAAAGGAUGUUUUGGUAACAGAUUUUUAUUUAACCUUUUCAAUGUUUCAAAUGGCAGUAACAUAAAUUUAUUUUAAAAUUUUACAUAUGAUAUCCAUAUGUUCUGCAUUUGUGCUAUCACACAUGGACUAUUGCAAUGCUCUCAUGGUGGGUCUUCCAGCUACCCUCCUGGAUAAAAUUCAAAUAGCACAGAAUAAUGCGGCUCGCAUUAUUCUCUGCAAAUGCAAGUUCGACCAUGCAAAAACACGUCUGAGAGAGUUGCACUAGCUGCCGGUGCGUGCUCGCAUAGAGUACAAAAUCACAACUUUGUGCUACCGCUUCUUACAUGACCUGGCGCCGUCCUAUCUGAAAGAGCUGCUGACGCCUUAUGUACCCACUAGAGAGCUCCGCUCAUCCGAUAGUGGCAAACUCUCGACACCACGUGUUUGCCUUGAGACUUAUGGAAAGCGCACUUUCACAUUUGCUGGUCCAACAAUUUGGAACGCCCUUCCUGUCGAUCUCAGAAACAACCAGACACUGGAGUCCUUUAAAACCGAUUUAAAGACACAUCUAUUUCGCAAACACUUUCUGGGAUGAUUGUCUACCUUAUUUUCCAGUUAAUGCAUAAUGGCUGUGUUGCUUAUGGUUGAAAUGGCUAGAAAGACUUUGACAUUGUAUGCUUGUAAUUAGUUUUUGUAGUGUUGCGUUUGUUUUAAAUGUGGUAAAUUAUAGAUUGGUUUUUUGUUGACUUUGUACCGCGCUUCGAGCCUUUGGGGAUGAAGCGUGUUUUUGAAAUGAACUUUAUUAUUAUUAUUAUUAUUUGUUUUAUUAGUCUUCUCUAGCGAUUGAAAUGAACAAACCAGAUUACUUGUUUGUAGUGAUGAUCAUAAUUCUCUCAAACUUCUAGCAUUAAAGUCAGUUUUAACAAAUUUUCAUAUUUCCAUGUUUAGGUAUGCCGCCAUCUUAUCAAUGGUGACCUUUUACUGCUUAACCGACAGCCCACUUUACAUAGACCCAGUAUGCAAGCACACAAGGUGAGACAUUCAUUUGUAUACAAAGUUAAAUAAUAAUGGAGAAAAAUGUGUCCUGAUUUUUGUCAAUUAAACAUUUUUAAGUGGCAGCUAAGGCGUUUUAUUUUAACAAACGAGAAAAUAUGAUUGCUUACACAAAUUAUUUUGCUGGGCUGCAAAAUUCACUGCUGAUGAUUGUUUACUGACUCUAUAUUACUGUCUUCUUUAUUUUAAAUUUCCUUUAAAUUAUCCAAACUAGGUAAAGAGUGUAAUGUGAACAUCUCUAUUCAUAUUUAUCUGAGAUUUAUUUUGUUCUCAGGCUCGAGUUCUCCCUGCAAUAAAAACAUUAAGGAUGCACUACUCCAAUUGCAAGGCCUACAAUGCUGACUUUGAUGGUGAUGAAAUGAAUGCUCAUUUUCCUCAGUGUGAGCUCAGCAGAGCAGAGGCUUCCUAUUUAGGUAGAAAACCAGUUCCCAAGGCUUUUUCCCUUAGUGAUAUUUAGUAUAGGCUGUGUGUUGCAGUGCCAAGCUGCUAUAACUUUAUACUUUGAAAGGGUUUCAAAGCUCUCUUCUGUGGCCAUGCAAAACGUCUAAUUUUUUAAAUUUUUUACUAUGCUGCAUUUAAUCUUCUUCAUUUUUUUCGAACACCAGACAUAACUUGCAAAACUUGCCUGGCUUAUAUGUUUAUAAUACAGUGUAUCUGAUAUUCCAAGUUCAUUCCCUUUCUUGUAUAGCUGAACUAACAUCAUUUUUAUUGAAACACAGCUUAGAUAUAAUUUUAUUGGAAAUGUAUAUUUUUAGAAUGUUUUAUUUAGUCUCUUUAAAUUUUCUCAUUAUUUCUCAAAAGAAAAUUGUAAAAUUUAAAAUCCUGAUUGUUUUUCAGCUCUGACAGAUUAUAACUACUUAGUUCCAAAGGACAGCACACCAUUGGCUGGUUUAAUUCAAGAUCACAUGGUUUCAGGUGUUGCCUUGACGAUAAGGGGCAGAUUUUUUUCAAGGUAAUUAUGGUAACAUUAAAUAAAUAGAUGAAAGUUUUGAUAAUCGUUGUUUUUCUUUCAACAACUUUGGCUAUUUGAACUCUAUUAUUGCAUAGGCGAGACUAUUGUGGACUGGUGUGGAGUGCUAUGAAUGACUGGAGAGAGAAGAUUGAUCUGUUGCCCCCCACCAUCAUCAGACCCGAUGUCUUGUGGUCUGGCAAGCAGGUGAGAUAAAUGGAUUCUGCAUUGAUUUCCAAGAUAGUUGUUAAAAGGAAAUUAUAGGUUUAAAAAAACUGGUUGACUGGCGCAGUUUUAAACCGUCUAAAAAUGUUCCAGUAAAAGUGAGUGUUGCUAGAUUUACAAAUAUCAACUCAAUGAAUUUAGGUUUUGGGUACUAAUUGAUAAGCAUUUAAAAAAUGUAUUAUUUCCUCUCAAUGAACAUAAUGCAACAUACAAGUCCUAUAAGCUGGGGAAUAUCUGAAAAUUUGUUGGGUAUCUCUUGAUGCAUGUAACGUUUCUUGUUUUCAAGUUCAGAACCAUAAUACAAGCUUUGUUAUGAUUUGAAACUUCAUUUAUAUCUUCACGUAAAAUGUAGCCUUAAAUUUUAUUCAUAGAUGUUUAAUUAAACACUUGUUAUAGGUUAUCAGCACUAUCUUGUUGAAUAUCAUCCCAAAAGGAAAAGGACUUAUCAAUUUGAAAGGCAAAGCUAAGAUUCCAGAGAAGGUGAAAUUAGAUUAUUUUUUUUCCUUUUCCCGUUGAUUUGUUAAGUUCAGGAUUUUUUAGUAAUUUCAUUUUAUAAUAGGUUGUUAUCUGUAUUAUUCCCCCCCCCCCUCUCCAACCAUAAUGUUCUUAUUUAUCUUUCUCAUGUUCACAUUAUAUCACAUUUAUUAUUAAAGUGUAUUUUUAUACUAGUUUAAUUUAAUUAUCUUCCUAAUCUUACCAAAGAUACAUGUGCAAAAUUGUUCAGACAUUUUUGUCUUUGAUAUUUGUUUUAGAGUUGGACCCCUUGGGUAGACAGACACAACUCAGCUUCUCUGCCCUUACAUAUGGCAGGUUUAGAAUCAGAAACACUAGGGGAGAGCACUGUGAUUAUCCGACACGGAGAACUUCUCCAGGGUGUUUUGGACAAAGCACAUUACGGUCCAUCUAGCUAUGGGCUGGUGCACGGCUGUUACGAGGUGAGUACUAAUAAUGUCAAAAAGCGAAAUCUGUAACAAGAAGACCAUGUUUAUGCAGUGCACAUGAUGAGACAAAAUUGGGAGAUUGAAUUCAAAUACCUGUGUUGUGUGGUAUUACUACUGUGUUGUGUGGUAUUACUACUUUGUUGUGUGGUAUUACUACUGUGUUAACUCACAGGUCAGUAAUCUUAUUAUGUCAAAGUUAUGAGCCUCCACCACUAUUCUGAUGAUUACAUAAGGAUGCACUGAUCUAGACACUAUCUGCUGUGGCUUCUGGGGUUGUGUUGUUACUGGGGUUACAGUGUUAGGUCAAGACCUAGGCAUUGAGAUACCAGGCUGUUGAAUGAUAAAUAAAACUGAUUGGCUUCCAUAAUGUUAUACUUAAGUGAUCGUUUGAUUUCUCAGCUCUACGGAGGGGAGGUAGCAGGCAAGCUGCUUACCUACUUGGGACGUUUGUUUACUUCCUACCUUCAAAUGUCAGGAUUCUCGAUGGGUGUUGGUGAUAUCUUAGUCCAGAAAAAGGUAGGAUGUAAUUUUUAUGUUGAUUGUUUAUUGCCAUGGCUGUUCCUCUUUGAAUAUUCAUUGAUAUCUGAAUAAGAGAGCCAGUAGUACUAUUCAACAACUUUGAAUAUGAAUCUUUAAACACUAAUUAGUCACAUCCCAGUACCCUCUCCUGUCAAACUUUAGUCCUCUCACAUAAGUUAUUUAUAUUAUACCCUACCAAGUUAGUCAAUAAUGUUGAAAGGCGAGAUUAUAUUUUUCACUUUUUUAAUUUUGCACUCUUAACCGUUAUUGGGUCGUUAAUUACAGGGAAACAGGCGAAGGAAGUCUUUGAUUAAAAAGUCCCAAAACUUGGGUAAGGAGGCCGCCAUGAAAGCAUUCGGCUUGAGUCCACAAACAGACGACUUGGAUCUACUGCUGGAACUUAAGAAGGCCCACUUUGAUAAGGAUGGACUAAAGAUGGCAGAACUUGAUAUGUGCAUGAAGGGGGAGACAGACAGAGUGCAAGACGAUAUUGCAAAGUGAGAAAAGGGGAUGUUAGUUCAGUAUUUAUGAAUGUACAUUUUAUGGGUAACAACAGAGGGAAAACAAUUUCAAAAUAUUUGCUAUCAGAAAAUUCAAAUAUGUUCAGAUUUUAUAAGUGGGGGAAAAUCAUUGCCAGGGGCCAAGUUCUGGAGUCAUAAGAUAGAUUUUGAGCACCACUUCGUCCUAUUUUCACAAGACCUAAAAUUUUUUUACUUAUUUUAUUGUCUCGAAUGUAGCUUGACUUGUGAGAAUUAUUGGAAAAGCAACUUAAACAAUGGCAGGCAAUAAACUGGUAAUAUGUUUCUGCUCACAGGUCAAUAAUGCCAAGCACACUUGAGAAAGGAUUUCCUGAGAACAGCCUCCAACUCAUGGUACAAUCUGGAGCCAAAGGUUCACCUGUGAGUCAGUUAAUCAGCUUGAUUUCUACUUAUUUUAUUUCAAGAAACAAUUGUGAAGUUGUAUAGUUUUUUUUGAUUACAAAACAUUAGUCCCUUGAUUUAAAUAUAACUAUCCCUGUGGCGCUACAGCCCAUAUAGGGCUUUGGCCUGUCUCACCACUUCCUUCCACUCUGACCUAACUGAUACUUUUCUUUUCCAUGCUUGGAUUCCGAGCUGCUGUAGAUCUUUUUCAACAUUGUCUAUCUAUCUCAUUUAGUAUCAUGUAGAUCGUUUUCCACAUCAUCUAUCCAUCUCGUUUAGUAUCACAACCAUCUUGGGGGGCUGUCCCUUACAGCUCUCUUGUAAUUGCCUUUGUUUUAGUAUAAGUUUACCUAGUCCAUGUGGAAUCCUCUACUUCCUACAAGGAAGUUGGUUCUGAUUUUGGUCAGCCCCUUGUAUUUUAUUUCCCCAGUACUGCCAUAUCUGGUGGGCUUUCCCCUAUCCGCCAUUAGGGGAGGUGCUCGAUGGAAGAUCGGUAUUAACGCACAAUAUUCAAACCUAACAUGAACUGUGUAAUAAUGUAGAGAAAAUUAAGGGAUUAUGAAAUAGUGCAUUAUUUUUUUAAAAAGCUGGACAUCAUAUCUUUAUUUUUUCCCAAGCUAUAAGUUAAAUAACAUGAUUGGCACAGGCUGCAUGAAACAAAAUACACCAACCCCCCCCCCCCGGUCUGCUCACACGCCACACUAACAUUGUGACGCCAUGUCUUCCCUUUUAAUUUUUAAAAAGCGGGAAAUCAUAUCUUUAUUUUUUCCCAAGCUAAAAGUUAAAUAACAUGAUUGGCCCAGGCUGCAUGAAACAAAAUACCCCCACCCCCCCCCCCCCGGUCUGCUCACACGCCACACUAACAUUGUGACGCCAUGUCUUCCCUUUUACAGGUCAACUGCAUGCAGAUCUCAUGUCUGCUGGGUCAAAUAGAAUUGGAAGGUCGUCGUCCUCCGCUUAUGCUGAGUGGGAGAUCCCUCCCCUCUUUCCUGCCCUACGAUGUCUCCCCAAAAGCUGGGGGCUUUGUAACAGGGCGUUUCUUGACAGGGAUCAGACCGCAGGAAUACUUCUUUCAUUGUAUGGCUGGUAGAGAGGUCAGUAAACAACACACAGUGGUACUGGGGCAAAACGGCCAGUGCCUUGUUGAUAAGUGAUACAUAAAAAUAUCUAAUAAAAGCCUUCAAACAAAAUAGCAUUGAGUAGAGUUAAAAACAUGUAAAGCCAGCUUAAGCAUUAUUUGAUUUGAUGACAGGGAAUGACAAAAUUUGGAAAUCGUAAAGUUCCCUGCUUCUUCAAAUAGUGUAUGUUUAUCUAACAAUAAAAAAAAUUAGUUUAAAAAUGAUCUCUUGUUACUUUUUAAAUUGUUCUGAUGUCCUUAAUGAAUAGCCUUAUUAUGAAUAGGCCAAUAGUCCAUACCAAUGGUAUUAAAGUAAAUCAAUGAUGAGCUGCAAUGCAUUUAAAAAAUUUUAACUGAUGAAAUGUUCACUGUUAUGUCUUUAGUAAUGCGUCAUCUUUAUUGUUUGGAUUUUUUAAAUUAAAAAAAACAGAACAAAAAAAAACAAAAAAACUUUGCUUAGUCCAACCCUACUAUAUGGCCUCUCAUGUCCUCCAAUAGUAUCUAAUUAUAAACUUAUGAUUGCCUUCCAUUAGGGUCUUAUUGAUACAGCCGUGAAGACCAGUCGUAGUGGUUACUUGCAGAGAUGUCUGGUUAAACAUUUGGAGGGUUUAAUGGUCAAUUAUGAUUUAACAGUGCGAGACAACGAUGGAGGACUUGUUCAGGUAAAAAAGGAAUAAAUUGGAGUUGUCUACUGUGUUCUUUUCUUUGUUAUAUUUUCAUUUCUAUUGUUGGCUGAGGAAGGCUUUAUGCCGAAACGUCCUUGUUUUUUGUCCUGUUACCUUAUUUCAAGCUUCCACAUACCUCGUUUCACUAUCUCAUAAAAAAAGGAAGGAGGUUUCAUACUUUUGCAACUUUAUUUUAUUAACAACUAUCAGGUUUUUAAAAAUAAAAUUUUAACCGUCACACCUUUUGUAUACGAAACAUUUUAGCCAGCCCAUCAAAUGAAAAACUUAAUUUGGGAAAUUGUAUUAGCUGUCUCGGUUGUGAAGUGUCAUGAUUUCAUUAAAAACUCUUGAAGCACAUGUCUUUAACGCUGCCAUUUUUUUAGGGUGGUGGAACCAUACAAACGAUUGCAAUAAAUUGUCACAACUUUAAAAUAAACACGUUAGGACUGCUGAGUGAAUUAAUCAAUGUUUUCAUCCUUAGGUUUAUGUGUUCAAUGAAAAUGGAGUGACCUGCCAUUUGAAACAUGUAAAGCUUUAGCUCUUGUCCAGUCCAUUAUGCAACCUGACUAAUCCCAUUAACCAUACAUGGUUAAUGUUAAUGCCAACAUACCGUAGCUCCAACUUAUUGUUUUACUUUCUCCAGUUUUAUUAUGGUGAAGAUGGUCUGGAGCCUGUCAGAAGUCCUUACCUGCAGCCUUCACAGUUCCCAUUCCUCACAGAGAACCUCCAUGUUCUUCUCAGUAACUCCAGUGAUCCCUGGCUGACUAGUGCCAACAGGAAGGAAAUUAGGAAAAAUUGGAAACGGGUAAUUCAUUCUUCUAUUUGCAUCUAGCGGUGCAUCAUGAGCCAUUCACAAAUUCUUUCCUUUCAUCUCUCUUUUGAUCUAUUAUUAUGAACUCAUAAUUAUACUUUUUGCCUUUUCUCUCAUUCUAUCAGCCAGUCUUUUCUGAGAGUGUUCGGUGAUAAUUCUCUCUUUCUAUAGAUUCUACGACAGAGACUGGUUAGUUAUAUUGGACUUUGGUUUCCAAGGUGUGUGGCCACUCAAUCUCCAUUUUCUUCUCUAUAUUUCCCACUCUACAGAAUCCCUUCCUGAUCUUCUGUAUUAUCCCAUUUGGAAUCGUUUCAAAACUUAUAAUUUUUAGGAUCUUGUGCAAACAUCUGUUGGAGGGUAAGAGGCUGAGUCAAACUCAAUCUAAAAUAAAGAGGGGUUAACAAUGAAUAUUUAUAGUCUAACUUAAAAAAUGCAUGCCAAUAAAGUAUUAAAACCUUGUCUGCAACAGAUCAGCAAGUGGCGAGCUAACAGCACUGAACAUGGCGACUGGCAUAACAGAAACAGUGGGUUCAUACAGUUUUGUAAGGAACAAGAACCUUCUGAAUCAAACCAGGUUAAAAUAGUGACCAAAGGCAAAUACUCUGGGAGAUCUGUGGCAGCCAAGAAACUUUGUAAACUCUGGGAGGAAAUGGAUGAGGAAGAGAGGCAGAGGUAAACAUUUCUGAUGUGCACAAUGUGUUCAAAUAGUGUCCUGUCAUUGAUGGCAGCUGUAGCUAGGCUCAGAAGCUUAUCCCACAUUGAUGACAUCUCUAGCUAAGCUCAGAUUCUUGAGUGCACAAGAUAGUUUAAUUGUGUUUUUUUUCUAAACUUUUUUGUUUUAUUGAAAUGUUAAUUGUUAUCAAGAAGCAAAGUGGUGGCAAAAACAUAAGGCAUGUUAAAGUUGGAUUUUAAAACAAAUAAUGAUAAUGCAAAAUUUUUAUGUUGGUUUUAUUAUUGUUAAGAAUGUUAAUUCUUAUCAUUGAAUGUUAUGUGUGUGUGUGCUACAAUUUUUGUGAUCAUGAAAUGUUGUUUCUCUUGAUUUCAGGCUGUCCCCCAAAAUUGGAUGUCCUGAUCCUGUCAUGGCCAAGUAUCAACCCCACUCUCAACCUGAUGUCAUGGGGGAGAAAUUCAGGCACCUGCUCAAUGUGUACUGUAAGAAAAGUUUUCAUCAGGUAAGCAAGGGGUCUGCAGAAACAAAAGGAUUAGAUCAUGGCACCUGUUUUGCCCACACCUUGAUACAUCAAUAAGAAAAAAUAUACUUGAAAAAAUACUUAUUAAAAAUUUCAACUCUACUAACCAUAUUCAUAAAUUUUGUUUUUUGAAGUAAAUCUUCACAUCAGGGCUGUUGCAUUAAAGGCUAUUUCCAAUGGCAGCAUUUGAAAAUACAAAGAAUACAAAAUAUUUAUGAAAGUUUUGUUAAGGACAGUGCAACAAUAAAAACUUAUUAUAGCCCAUAUCUUUUCUAAAAUUCCUUGCUAAUUUAGAAUACAAUUUUUUAUAACUUGUGUUCCAAAAAAAAAAUAAUUAAAAAAUGUACCCUUUGUUUUUAUUAGAAUUAAAGUGUAGAAGUAGAAUAUUUUUUUUUUACUGAUUGAAAUCCUUCUGUGUUUAUAUCUAGAUAGCAUCACAACUUUCACUAAAUCUAAACCCAGAAGCUUUCAAAUCAGCUAUGAAUAAAAAAUUGGUCCAGGCCUUAGCUGACCCGGGUGAAGCAGUUGGCUUAGUGUGUGCACAGGUAAGACCAAAGGGUUGUUCAUUUUUAGACAAAUAAUAGGAAAAAGUUAAUUUAAAGCAUCUUAACUUGUUUUAAAACAUAGAAUAACAUUUUUUUUAAAAAUGUUGAAAUAAGAUUUAUUAUAAAUUAUUAGUUAAAGAGAGCCACUUGAAGUAUUAUAAAAAUUAAAAGAAUACUGUUGACAAUUGAAGUCUUCACUAUAUUUCAUCCUAUAUAUUUUUUUUUUAUAUAAUAUAUAUUUACUAACUUAUAUGUUACUUUAUAUUUUAUUCGUAUUGUCAAUUUGUGUAUGUAAAGUCUUAUCACUUACAGGAUAAUUAAAAAUAAAUUUAUUUGACUUUACUGUGAAAUAAAUAAUCCCUUUGCUUUUAUUGUAUUGAUGUUUCAAAGUGGAAAGCAUGUCAGUGUUAUUUGCAUUCACUCCCUUUAAAUCAUCGAACUUUGUCUUCUAGUCCAUUGGUGAGCCAUCAACACAGAUGACGCUCAACACCUUUCACUUUGCCGGUCGUGGUGAAAUGAACGUGACCCUUGGUAUACCUCGAUUGCGAGAAAUUUUAAUGACGGCCAGUGCACGGAUCAAAACGCCCUCCAUGGACAUUCCUGUUCAACCCGGUCCAGAUAACAGAGUCAAGGCUGAACGCCUGUACAGGCACUUAAAUAAAAUAACCAUGGAUAGGGUAGGCAGAUUUGAAGGAUUUGAUUGUUUUGAAUUUAAAAAAAAUUAAUAUAUAUGGCUAGUUGUUUUGUAACUCUCACUGUGGACCUUGUCUCAGCUGUCAAAGAAGUACAAAACAAUUCUUGGGUAACUUAUUAUAAGCAAUUAAAAUGUUUGGCUAUUUGGAAUCGCCCGAUGAGUUUAACCCACAAAUGUUUGAAAUAGUGAUCUCUGGUCUAUUCCCAACUGUAGGUUGUAGAGCAUGUCAAGGUGAAGAUUUAUUCCACGUGCUCAAAUAACGGAUCUAAUUUGUAAGUGAAUACACAACUAAUAACUAAUAAGUGUGAAAACAACAAAAAAAAUUAUAAAGUUAUUACAAAUCUAGCAAAAAAUGUUAGGCUUGAUUAUUUAAGUGUAACUGAACAUUUGAUCAAAUAUGCAAAUGCUAUUAAAUAUAGUUUUUUCACCCAUCCAUCCCUGUGGCACUACAAUCCAUAUAGGGAGGGCUUUGGCCUGCUUCACCACUUCCUUCCACUCAGACCUAACUGAUGCUUUUCCAUGCUUGGAUUCCCAGCUGCUGUAGAUCUUUUUCCACACUGUCCAAAGCCAAGGUCUGCCUUUGAGCCCUUUUACCUCUGGGGCUUUGGUGGUGCACCCUCUUCACUCCUCUGUCAUUUAGCAUCCUUUCUAAGUAUCCAGCCUUGUUUUUAUUUCUGCUACUAGCGUGGGAUCCUGAUAUAGUCUAUACAAUACCUGGUUGUGCGUAUUCUCCAUCCAUAUUCAUCCUUUGUUGAUCCAUAUAUUUUCCGGAGAACUUUUCUUUCCUAUGUGUUUAAUAGUUUUUCUGCCAUUUUCGUUAGGGUCCAAGUUUCAUUUGCGCAUGUUACAACUGGUCUGAAUACAGUUUUAUAUAUAGUUUUCUUUCUUUUUCUUGUCAUAUUUUUACUUUUGAGUAUUUUCUGACUACUAAAGUAUGCCCUGUUUCUGGCAAAUAUGCUUUCUUUUUCUUUCUUUUGUUAAUUCAUUUCUUUUAUUUAAUAAAGAUGCUAGAUAUUUGAAUUAAUUUACUUUUUCAAAAGUGUGGUUUCUAAUUUUAAUGGCUUCAUCUGUCUUUUCUUCUCUUUUCUUAACUUCCAGUCCUGCUUGUAGUGACACGUCUGCUAAUUCAAUAAAGGCUUUUGAUAUAUCUUUACUACUUUUACCAAACAGUGCUGUGUCAUCAUCAUAUGCAAGAUACUGAAAGGGUUGAUUGUAGAGAGUGCCCAUUGGUUGUGGGUCUUGGGUUUCUCUCAGAAAGUAGCCUGUUAUUGUGCCUAAGAGUUCAAUAUGUAUGUUUCUUAUAACUCUCUCUAACAUUAUGUUAAAUAGCAUACAAGACAGUGACUCUCCUUAUCUAAUCUGAAAUUCCCUUGAAUUUUCUCCCUGAACCUUGAUUUUGCUUUUUGGGUUGUUUAAUGUUACAUGUAACAGUCUUGUCAAUUUGUUGGGUAUGCCAAACUCCUGCAGAGUCUCAUAUACAUAGUUUCUUUUGAUGCUGACAUAGGCCAUCUUAUAGUCCACAUAGAGUUAGUGAUUUGGGAUAUAAUAUUCGUAACAUUUCUCUAAUAGGCAUCUAACGGUGAAAAUCUGAUCAGCCAUUGAUCUGUUUUGUCUGAAUCUACAUUGGUACUCACUUAGUAUUUGUUCAGUGUAUGGUUGUAGUCUUUUAGUUUUGUCAGUAUUUUGUAUGUAACAUUCAAUAAGGAAAUUCAUCUCUAGUUUGUGUAUUGAAGUUAGAAAUUUUCUUGUAUUAUUAUUUUGGUUAUUAGUGUUGUUUCUCAUUCUGUUAGAAUUUUCACUUCUUGCCAAAUUUUAGUUUUAAAUUUUAGUUGUGUCUUGAGUGUGUAGUGCUCUUCCUCCAUAUUUAAUGAGUUCUGUUGUGGUGAGGUCUUCUCCAGGGGCAUUGUGGUUUUUCAUAGAAUUGAUUACUCCUGACAUUUCUUCCAAAGUUGAGGAGUUUAUUGAAUGGUCUGGUCCUCCAUUUGGUGGUUGAUAAUAUUCAUCUUGUCCAUUUUCUGCAUUUAGUAUGCCCUCAAUAUUCAGCCCAUGGCUCUUACACAUUUGAGGCCUGGCUUGGUAUCCAUUAUUUUUGUCUUUUAUCUUCAUGUACAUUACUCUGGUAUUUCCCUCUCUUGAUAAGUCUUCUAUUUCUUUUAGUUAAGCUUUUUUCCAUUCCCAUUAUUUCUUCUUACACAUUUUUGUGGCUUUCCUUCUGGCUUCAUUAUAUGUUUGUCUAACCUUUCUGGUUUCCUUUUUGUAUCAUGGUCAUUUGUGCCUUGUUCCUUUCUUCGACAGUCUUCUCAUAUUUUUUUUACAUUUGAUUUCUAAUGUAGUAAAUAUAAACAAUUGGCUUAUACUGAAAAUUUAUCCUAAAGCCUUUCUUAUUCAUUAUAGGAUUCUGUGAUAUUGUGUUGUUUUUUUUACACAUACUCAAAUUUAAAUCUUUUCUCCUUUCCUUGUGUUUUAUUUUAUUUAUUUAGGGGCAACUCAAAGAUGUUUGAGGCCAGAAUAAAAUUUCUGCCACAUCGAAACUACAAGGAAUUCACAAAUCUCACGCCCAAGACCAUCAUGAAGUUUGUUGUCAAACACUUUGUAGUAAUGGUAGACAACAACGUCACCAAGGAAAACACAAUUUUAGAGAGAGCCUCGUAAGUAUCCCUUGAUAAUUUUCCCCAUAAUUCAUGUGUCGACACAGCUUACCCCCAGGCUGGGGUACCGUGCUAUAUAAACCACUAAUCCCCACUAAUAAUAAUAAUAAUAAAUGUGAUAAGUUCUCGACACCCAACUUAAAUGAUGGAAAGAUUUUUCAAAGUUAGAAAAUUUUAGAUUUUUAUUUUUUUUUUAUUUUGUGACAUCACCAAACCCCCCGCCAACCCCCGGAGCAUGUCAUAAUUUGCGAACGACCCCAAACAAACUCAUGCAUGUAACUUUUCAAGAAAUUAAUUCACUUAAAAUAAAUAUCUGCAAAAGAAGGUUGAAAUGCAUAAUUACCAAGAUCCAGGCCAUUUGAAACAGUCUGGUGGGUGGAAUUGACCCUGCAGUUGCACAGGAAUUAUCACCCCAACAGUAACUCAACUGUAGUUGGCCUUCAGGACCACGGUUAUUUUGAGUUUCUGUUCACAGUGAAAAUAAAGUUGAGAAAGUCUCGUCCUGGCAGCUGUCACUGGCUACAAUGCAACAAGGCAAUCUGCAAUGGUGAUGCAGGAAACCCUCUUCUGUGUAGAAACAAUGAAUUAAAUAAUAACUUGCUUCCCAAGAAAUUGUUGAAGACAUCCUGUGAGUCACAGAUGAAGAGCUUAAAGUUUUCACUAAAUCAUUUUGAUUGUUGUGUUUUGCAGUUUGCUAUCCAGUGGUCGACUGCGGCGUACAGCCGAUAAGGAAGGGGAGGGGGCUGAAAACAAAGUGGACGGGAAUGCUAAAACUAUCAACGCUGAUGAAGACCUGGACAUAGAUGCAAACGAUGGAGAUGCCACUGCUGUGAAAGAGCAACUGAGGCAGCAGGAUACGCAAGGGUAUGAAGGCGAGGAAGAGGAGCAGAAGGAAGUACAAAUUGAAGGUAAGGCAAUGCAUUGUUUUUCUCUCUUGUCUUCAGGAUGUUUACUUCUUGAUGAUGUUAGGCUUUUCAGUUUUCAGUUUUACUGUACAUAUCAUAGUAAAAAAAAUGAUUUUUAAACAUUUUUAAUUUCCUUUAUGUAUUGAUCAUUGCAAACCAAAUCUGUUUUUCAUACCAAAAAAAUUAUUGUGCAACAUUCGAAGAAUAAAAUCCCCUAUAGUUACUUAGAGAGCACGUGCCACUGGCUUUGUAACUUUUAAUUUUCCUAUCAAGACAAUGACAGUGGUGAAAGUGAUAAGGAAAGCAGCGAGAGCGAUGAGGAUGCUUCAAACAACAGUGAUGUGGAAAAGGCCAGUAAGAAAGAGAUGACAAAAGAAGCCAAUGACUUGGUCACCAAAGAAGGCAAUGACUUGGUCACUCAAGUAAGUGCUAUGUUUUAAAAAAGUGUGGCACAUUUUUCGAAUGAUUGACACGGUAUCCCAACAAAAAAAAUUGACUAACACAAUAUCACAACAGAAAUAUGUGUAACUUUCUUUACCAUAGACCAGUGGUCGGCAAACCGCCGCUCGCCGCAUGCAGUACUUUAGCGACCUGAGUGCGGCUCGGCCAGUGGGCCACAAAUUGGUUUUGACUCUGAAAAACAUGGUUCUUGAAAAUAAAUUUGGCUCUCAAAAAUUUUUUAAUCGUCCUGCUGCUGAUUUUGGCUCUUUUGACUAAUGAGUUUGCCGACCACUGAUAUAGACUAUUUCUAUUAAAUAAUCUGCUGCUUACAUUGAGAUAAAAAUAAAAUGAUUUAAAAAUUUGAACUUGUUGAGUAGCAUUCCUUACAUUAGAUAAAGUAUUAUUAAAAUGUCUUAGUAAAUAACAAAUUUAUACAUUUUGAUUCAGGCAUUGAUGCACGGUUUUGUUCAUGAAUUUAAAAUGGAUGAAAAGAAAUACAGGUCGUGUGAGAUCACCUUCUCGGUAAGUGGGUCUCAAAUGCUUGCUUCUUUGGGGUACUUAAUUAAUCUAAAUGCCAAGUACCUUUUAAAAUAACAAUAUCUUUAUAUAUGUGGCAUCCUAUUUGAAAAAAGAUUAUGUUCAUAUCUUUGAACAAGUUUUUAAAAUGAUAAGACUUCUGGUCUACGACCAGCUUUAUAUUAGCUUCAAAUGGGUGAUGUUUAUAUAAACUAUUCAUAAAUUUUUGGUUUGGCUAUCACCAUCAAAUGCUAUUUAACAGAUGAACUUUUCAGAGCUGAAAUUGGGUGCACAGCUUAGCCUCAGGGACACUUUUAUUUUUUAUCUUUCAAAAAUUAAUAGGAUGCUUAGUUUACCUGUUUUCAAAUAUUAGCAAAAUGUUAGAAUCGGAACCAAAAAAAAUUCAGGGAUAUGUCACAAUGUAUAACAAGAGUUGAUUUAGUUCCAUCUGGAAAUGACAGCUAUUCAACUUAGUUAUUACACUUACACACAAAAAUGGAUACCGGUAAUUAAAAUUAUUUAGUAUUUUUCUUGGUUUUCUUUAAAAGUUGCUUGAUAGAUAUGUUUUAUUUAAAACCUCUGAUAAUGCUUAAGAGAAAAAAAAUUGGUAAACAGCAAAGCCUUAAUAACUUUGCCUUAAUAACUUUCCCUAAUUUGAACCUAGUAUGAGCAGAGCCGGCUCCAACUUGAUGUACGAAUGCUGCUAAAAAAAACAAUCCAGAGUGCUGUCUUGCACCAGGUCAAGGGUAUUAAUCAGGCAUUUUUGUCAGAGGAAAAAGAAAAUGGAGAAACUGUUUUACAUUUAAAAACUGAAGGGGUCAACAUACAGGUAAGAGGAACAAAUAUUUGACUAUCUAUCGUGUCUUGUUUGGCAUACCAUAGGAACAAAACUGAUUUUGUCUUAUCCUGUGUUGUUUGCUUUAGCAUAGGAACAAAACUGAUUUUGUCUUAUCCUGCGUUGUUUGCUUUAGCAUAGGAACAAAACUGAUUUUGUCUUAUCCUGUGUUGUUUGCUUUAGCAUAGGAACAAAACUGAUUUUGUCUUAUCCUGUGUUGUUUGCUUUAGCAUAGGAACAAAACUGAUUUUGUCUUAUCCUGUGUUGUUUGCUUUAGCAUAGGAACGAAACUGAUUUUGUCUUAUCCUGCGUUGUUUGCUUUAGCAUAGGAACAAAACUGAUUUUGUCUUAUCCUGUGUUGUUUGCUUUAGCAUAGGAACGAAACUGAUUUUGUCCUGUCCUGCGUUGUUUGCUUUAGCAUAGGAACGAAACUGAUUUUGUCUUAUCCUGCGUUGUUUGCUUUAGCAUAGGAACGAAACUGAUUUUGUCUUAUCCUGCGUUGUUUGCUUUACCAUAGGAACAAAACUGAUUUAGUCUUAUCCUGGGUUGUUUGCUUUAGCAUAGGAACAAAACUGAUUUAGUCUUAUCCUGGGUUGUUUGCUUUAGCAUAGGAACAAAACUGAUUUUGUCUUAUCCUGUGUUGUUUGCUUUAGCAUAGGAACAAAAAUCCUAUGGUCUUGUUUUGUCUUCUUGUGAAGUGAAUCAUAUUUCAAAAUAUCAUCUACCAAUUUUCCCCCAUGUUGUUUUUAAAAUCGCCUCUACCAAUCAUUUCUAGAUAUUUAAUAUUCAAUCUAUUGACCUGUUGUUUGAAUUCCCUUAUGGUUAAUUAUUGUUGACCAAGCAUUGUUCAUUUGUGUAUGUUUUUAUUUUCCGUGUUAGGAAAUGUUCAAAUAUCCAGAGACUCUUGACUUGGACAAAAUCUACUCCAACUGCAUCCAUACUAUAGCCCAAGUGUACGGCAUUGAGGCAGCCAAUAGAGUCAUCAUAAAGGUUUGUCAACUUAGCUUAUAGGGAUGGUGUAGUUUUUACAGAUUUCAGCUGUUUUUAUGUAAAUAUUCAAACACUCAAAGACACUCUGGAAGAGUUAAAAAUGUGUUCAACCAUUUUGUUUUAAACACAUUUUUAAAGAAUAAAAUGUCUUAUUAUCAGGGUGAAGAAUCUAUAACAUUGGAGGCAACUUUCCGUAAUUUUAUAUUUAAUUUAAACAACUGGGCAUUGUCUAUAUAAGUAUAUUUGUACGUCAAUGUGGUAUGUACCGCGCUUCGAGCCUUUGGGGAUGAAGCGUGAUUUUUAAAUAAUCUUUAUUAUUAUUAUUAUAUAGCAAUAUGAUUGAACCAUUGCUUGUGUCUGUAUUUAAUCAAUAUAAGUGGACAUUGCUGUUUUUUUUUCCUAUAGGAAAUCCAAAAUGUGUUUGGUGCUUACGGCAUCACUGUCGACUACCACCACCUCUCUCUGUUGGCCGACUACAUGACAUCACGAGGGCAGUACGAUGCCUUCAACCGACGAGAUUUCAUGUACAACACCUCCCCGUUCCAGAAGAUGACCUUUGAGACCACAAUGAACUUCUUGCUGGAUGCCUGCGUGCUGGGCAGCGUGGACAGUUUAAAAUCUCCCAGCGCUAGCCUGAUUGUCGGAAAGGUUGUCGGUGUUGGGACGGGCUGCUUUGAUAUACUGGAUCCUCUGCGAUGAUCUGUUUUGGAUGCGGCACUGCUUUUUUGUUUUUUCCAUCGGUUAUUUUUUCCAGUGAGAAUGUCAUCAGGAGGUUGUGUCAGCAAGUCUCAAAUUGUAUCAUCCAGCAUUAAUCCCUACCUUGAGAAUAUGUUAAAAAUUAAUCAUUUCCCCUGACUUGCAGUGUGAAUUAGUACGAGACAAAAAUUCAAUUAUGUUUAUUUUAACUACACUUUGAUGUGAAUUAUUUACUGCAUUUAUUACUAAUCAUGGCACAAAUUUACAUGCAUUUAUCUAUGAUAAAGUUCCCUUUCACUAAAAAUCUGGACUAACAGUUUAGGUAACGUUAAAACACUUGUAUAAAGAAUGUAUUGAUAGUUAUUUUGUUAAAUGACAAAAAUCAGUUUUGUUUAAUUUCAGUUGGGUCAAUCAGUUGGCUAAAAUGAUUGGCUUUUUUUUUUGGUCAUCAAUUUGAGAUCAUUAAUCUUAUACUUAAGUCAUUUGAGUUUUGUAUUUAUAGUUCUCAAUGUGUUUACAUCAAUAGCUGAUUUGAUGAGUUAUUGCCUCUGUUGUUUUGUUAUGUUGAUGCUUUUGAAAAUGAAGGCUUUCACAUUUGUCAGUGUGUGUGUUUGUGAAUGUACGAUGAUUGUUUUGUGAGAAUACUGUUAUACAGAUUACACCUAUAUUUAAUUUAAAAAAUGUUAAACCAAUUCAUAACUGCUGGCUUUUAAUGUUAGGAUUAUGUUUAAAUUUAAAACAUUCUACAAAAUGUAUUCCACAAGAAAUGCCUUACCUGGCAUAUCUAGACUUCAUAUGGCUGGAAUGUUGCAGGAGUGAAAACAAAAACCACAAGAAAAUAAUUGCUUUUCCUCCUUGUCACUACUGCUGGAAGUCACACAAGUAAACCUUGAAGGGGUUGUGUCUGCCUGACUGGCUGGCAUGGUUGUCAACACAAGUAAACCUUUAAGGGGUUGUGUCUGACUGACUGGCUGGCAUGGUUGUCAACACAAGUAAACCUUGAAAGGGUUGCGUCUGACUGACUGGCUGGCAUGGUUGUCAACACAAGUAAACAUUGAAAGGGUUGUGUCUGACUGAUUGGCUGGCAUGGUUUAUCAACAGUUCAUAAAUAGUUUAAAAAUCAACAGUUCAACCAAGUUUACCUUUUUAGAAAUAUUAACAAUUGAAUAUAGGCUAAUACACAUAAAUAAAACAGAAUUUACCCGUG
Messenger RNA from Lymnaea stagnalis (great pond snail), 29248 nucleotides. Lineage: Eukaryota; Metazoa; Mollusca; Gastropoda; Lymnaeidae. The record is from the annotation of a GenBank genome assembly.